AUGAAUUCAGCCUUGCUCCAAACAACACGAUCCCUGCGAUCGGCCCUUCUCGCCCGCCCGAUCCUUGCACAUCGCCUUCUGACGACCUCCUCAAUCCGUGCUUCCUCCUCCUCCUCCUCGACCGACUCGGAUCUGACCCACCCCGCUCUCCUCAAAGACCCCCCAGCGGAGAACCCCUCAACCGCAACCGAUCCCUGGACCCUCCAACCUCCCCCCCUCCCUCCAUCCCCUAUGCCCGAAAUGACCAUGUCCCAACUCAUGUCGACCCCUCACCCGGAAGGAAGGGACGAGGAACCCGUCGAGGUCUUGCGCAAGCGCUUGGUCUACGAAUCGAGGAAGCGGGGGAUCCUCGAGAUGGAUUUGAUACUGUCGACGUUCGCGAAAAAGUGGUUGGCCGAGUUGAGUGAGAGGGAGCUGAGGGAAUACGAUCGAGUGAGUGAUACCGCUUUUCUCUUCUUCCUUGUGGUCCGUCGGUAAGUGUGACGAUGUGCUGACGACUUUUUCGGGUAUGCCCGUCCCCUCAUGCAGUUCUUGACCCUCCCGGAUUGGUCCCUCUACUAUUACGUGACGGGAAAAGCACCCGCACCUCAACCUUGGAAGCGCAGCUGGGUCCUACAGGCCUUGUUGGAUCACGCUGAGAACCGAGGGAGGUCGAUCCGACGGAUGCCCGAUUUGGACACCAAGGCAUAG
Messenger RNA from Microbotryum saponariae, 690 nucleotides. The record is from the annotation of a GenBank genome assembly. NCBI's taxonomy places the organism in Eukaryota, Fungi, Basidiomycota, Microbotryomycetes, Microbotryales, Microbotryaceae.